GUAGAAAACAACGAAAGCAAAAAGUAACUAGGAAAAUGUAAGGCAUCCUCGCCUUGUCAAAAAAUGUGGGCUAUUUAGUUGUAGUGGAGGUUAUUUCUUUUUAUUAACCAACUUAUCGGUCUAUUUGUGCUUUUAUCGAGAGGUGGGCAUACAAUGGACCUUCACAGUAGAUUUAAAUAACAAACACACUAACUUUCUUGGUGAUUGGGAUAUUGCACAAUUUCAAUUAAAUCAAAACAUAAAAAUAAAAAAAGGUAGUGGGUUGCAUGUAAUAAAAUAAAAAUUCACCGGUUACGGUGCAAUAAUAUUCUAGUCAAAAUCAAAAAUAUUACCAAAUAAUUAAAAAAAAAAUUAAACACCAAUGACUUACGCUAAAGCCAAAGAACGCAAAUAUAAAUGCGAAAUUUGUAAUAAAAAAUUUUUGGGCAACAAUGACCUAAGAAAACAUUAUCGUAUUCACACAAAUGAACGCCCCUACGUUUGUAAUGAGUGUAAUAGAGGUUUUAGGCAGGCUGGUUCACUUAAAAAUCAUAUCGCUUCGCAACAUUCUCCAGGUUUACAAAGUAGUGAAAUUUACAUAUGUAAUUUUUGUGAAAAAGCCUUCCCUAUAAAAGAAAGAUUAAGAUUACAUCUAAGAGUUCACACCGGACACAAACCGUACUCUUGUGAUAUGUGCGAUAAAACAUUCGCAAGAGGCGGCCAAUUGGUUCAACAUAAACGUUCGCAUUCGGGUAUAAAACCAUAUCAAUGCGAAGAAUGUAAUGCGACGUUUACAUGUUCCGCCAAUCUAAAAUUACACACAAAAAGGCACAAAGAAAUACGAGAUUACGUUUGUGAUAUAUGCGGAAAAUCGUUUUUCCGUCGAGACGCGCUAAAAAAACAUUUGGAUUGUUUCCACCAGAAUCUGAAACAAUUUCAUUGUAAAAUAUGUAACAAAGAUCUGAAGGGGCAUUUGCCUCAACAUAUGAGAACGCACAAAAAAGAUAAACCUCACGGUUGUGCUCAUUGCGGCGCAAGAUUUGCGCAAAGAUCGCAAUUAACAGUCCAUCAAAGAAUUCACAGUGGUGAAAAACCAUAUCGAUGUCAAGUUUGUUGGAAAGCAUUCGCUCAUUCAACGGCAUUAAAAUUACAUACUCGUAGACACACCGGUGAGAAACCGUUUAAAUGCGUUUUGUGUGAAAACAUAGCAUUCGCUCAAUUGCCUCAUUUAAAAAAACACAUGCUCUGUAUUCAUAAAACGAAUAAACCUUACGUUUGUGCUUAUUGUAAAGGUUAUUAUAAAACUAAAAUCGAAAUGGAAAAUCAUUACGGAAGUUGUAAAAUGUAUCAAAAACUGCCAAAGAUUGAAUCGAAUCCGGUUAGUAAACCGAUUGAACCUCCGAUGGCGAUUGAAAGGAUGAGAUUUUUACUUGCCAUUUUAUUGAAAAAAAUCUCGGAUCCGGAGAGAUUGGAAAAAUUGGGUUUUAAUAAACGAUUAAUUGAUGACGUAUUGAUUGAGUCAAUACAAAGCGCUGGACGUGAUCCUUGCACAGACUGCGAUAUUUCUAUUGCCGAUAAAUUGAAAAAGAAUGUACAAAUAUUACUUGAAUGGACCGUUCCUAAGGAAUAUAUGGAAAAAUUUCGAAUAGAACAACGUUCUACUGAGGAAUUAUUAGAAGAGUUAACGUCUUAAUACUAAUUUUUUAUCAUUUAUUUUUUUUAAUUCAUUUUUUUUAUUUAUACGAUAUAGUUCCUUGUUAAUUAGUAGUAGUUAACUAUUUGGUAAUUAGAUGUUUUUUCUUUUCUAUUUAUAUUUAAUACUGUUUAUAACUAGAAAUGUAUUUAUAGUAGUUUUAUUGGUUUUUAAAACUAAUAACAAACCUUCAAGUUGGAUUAAUAUUAUAUAAUUAGAAUCGAUUUCUAUUUAAAUCUGCCACCAAUUAACCUAACUUGAAUAUUUUUAACCCUUUAACAUACAAUUUUUACUUUAAAUUAUUAAUUGUUUUAUCUUGUAAGAAAUUAAUAAGACUGCCCGAUAUGAUAUUUAUUCAUCGGUUCUUUUUAAUUGUGAUUGAUUUUCUUUCAUUUAAAAUGAAGGAAUACAAUUUGGAAAUCCUGAUUUGAUAUGGAGGUUACUAUUUUUAUCGUCAGUGUAAACUCCCGGUUUCUUAAUCAACAAGCAGAACUUACUUUUUACUUUUUCAUUUCAUAAUUCAUUUCUACCUUCGUUUUAACUAAAAUAAUUUUUUAACAUAAAAUAUUGUUGAACAUCAAUGAAUUUAUUGGUGUUUUUCAGCAUUUCUGUUUGGAUCGUCGAAACAAGUGAGGUUGGUAAUUUAAUCAGCACAUUUUCUAUGGGUUUUAUCUAUGUUAGACGAUUAUCCCGUCUAAAGGAAUUUCAGAAAUGUAAUAACUUCGGGAAUAAAACUGUAAAUCUUAUUUGCCUAUUUUGACAACUUUUUGACGAGGGCAAGAAGGCUCAAGAAACUUACCUACUUGUAACUAAUUGAGCUAUUCAAUAAUAUAGCGGAAUAUUAAAAAAAAAUGGAUACAUAGUUAACAAUAAUCUACAUGAUCACAAAUUCUAAAAAAUGUUUGAUCCCAUCAAAGCUUCGUUUUACUGUUUUCAUUUUUCUUUUCCAUGUGUAACAUGAGCACGUCUUAAAUGAUAUGGCUGGGAUGCUCUCUUUUGGCUGGGUCUCUUUUUCUGUCCAUACUCAAAACGUAUAUCAUAUGCUGCGCAAUUCCAGUUGUCAUAAUGUUUUAAUAACUAUUAUUCAUGACAGUUUUGUUUGUUUCGAACAUCAUUCACAUUCUGCAGUAAUUUCAUAAUGAGUUAGAAGAAUUGGAUGACUAAGUUGAUUGUGAAACCAGGCGUAUGUAUUGCUCUAUCAAGAAAAAUAUCACUUCCAAGGUGAAUAUUGAAAGAAAAAAUAUGUGAUUGUGAUUGAUUGACCUAAUAAUAUUGUUUCUACCUAAGAUUUGUUUGGAUUGGGGAAAUUUAUGCAUUAAGCAUGUUUGAAAAUCGUUCUGAACCUCUGCUUUUUUCACUACUCCUCUUCAGUCCUCCCUGUAAAGUGUUCGACGGCUCCAUUUGCACGGUCGUCCAGGAAGUGUCGACCCCCAGGUUUCUGUCGGUAUGCUCUUCUUAACGCCCACUCUUUCAACAUUCCCUCCAUAUGGCCAAGCCAUUUAAGUCUGGCAUUCCUGACUUCGAUUAUAAGGGGUGGCUUAUCACAUCAUUGGUAUGCUCCUUCGUUUUUGCCGAUCUGCCACAAAACACCAUCCCGAGUAAGGCCAUAAAUUCGUCCGAGAAUUUUUUUCUCCCACUUGUCCAGGUGUCACUCUUCCUUCUUGGCUAGUACCCAUGUCUUAUAGGCGUACUUAACCAGUGGACGCAAGAGCGUUUUAUAAAUUUCCAGCUCGUUGUUGCGCUAAGAGGGAUCCCACGUUUACAAACGAAUAUUCGCCGAUAAUAACAGUUGCUGCAUCCCAGUCCAUCUCUAGACAUGAGCAUAUAUUUUGUCUUAUUCUCGUUAACAUGGAAGUCAGUCAUCCUCGACUCCCACUUCAUCUCCCGUAGGCUUGUGCUCAGUUGCAUUUGUCCUCUGCGUAACAAGUACUAAGACUAACGAUAAGACCGUAGCGAAGUAUAUGCUUGAAUGCAGCAAAAUUCGUUCAUAUACAGGCCCGGUAGAAUAAAUGAUUAAUCUUUAAACUUUUAUUCAAAAAUCAUACCGAAAUUUCUUGAGGUAAGAUGGAAAUUUUAUUUUGUAAAUAAUACAUCAAUUAUUUUCCUUCUCUUUUUUGGGACUAUUAUAAAGCCUUCAAGUAAAGUAAAAAUUCUGCUAAACGUUGCGGUCGAUUGGAAAACUGUUUUGACUUUAAGUAGCUUUAUAGAACGUUCACAAGAUAGAUCUUGUUUCAAUUGUACCGAUCAGUUGUGGUUCUCGAAUUUAGAAAUAACACAACCUGGAAACAUUCUUUCUAAACUAUUAUAGUUUCUGGAUCUACUGAAACUAUAUUCUUCAAAACUGUACUUCAAUAUUAUGAACCCGUUGAUUAAAACGCGCGAUGCUUGUCUUUGACUUUAAUGUUGCAAUCAUUUUCCUCAUGCAUAUCUCAAAAUUAUCAUAUACAAUAACUUUUUCUUAAAGUUGUUGAGGGGUUUUCAUCGUCAAUACCGAAAUAUCAAAAGUACUGUUUGUUAGCAUAACCAGAUAUCUGAAUUUUCAGCUAAUAGUCAGAAACGUUCAUAAAUAUUAAAGUGCGUUCUAAAAUCUUGAAGGUUCCUAUGAUUUAAAUAUCGUAUGAAUGGCUGAUAUGUAAUUUAUGGGAAGUGGUUGAAAAAUGUUGUUGUCUAAAAUCACGUGUGAUAUCGUGGUUCAUUUUCGCGGGAUUGAUAUUUUAUGUCAACUGAACUUAUUAGAUGACCCACGUCCUUAAUGGAAGAGAUCUUUCAAGAGCGACUUGGACUCUAGGUGAUGAUUCUAAUCUAACAAUUGCAUUAAUGAAAUGUUAAAAUUCAUUAUAUCAAAAAAAAGCAUACAAACUUGAGCCCUCGAAAUUGGAGCUUAGAAAAAAGUAGGUUUGAAAUCUGAGUGUUUCCCAUAAACUACAUAUUCCCCAUAAGAAUGAAAUUGUAAUGCGUUUAUAAUGUGGUUAGUAUUACUGUUAGAACGAUGAGUUGAGCUAUGUUAUUUAGUAGUUUAUCUAGUAUUUUGUAAGGCCUCACCUUUCAACAUUUUCUUGAGUGUGUACAUAGGGAGUUCUUCCUUUAAAUACUUCUGUGGUACAAAAACACGAUACUGCUUCUUGUAAAUUUUUGUAUCCACUUUGUAAUUGUUAUUUGAGAAGUAACUAGAUCCUCAGAGGAUAGUACAGAUUUAGUAAAGACCAAGUAAAGUAUAGACUACAGGUUUAGUAAAUAUUGUUAUUAAUAUAAGGUUCUUAUUUUUAAAAUAAACCCCAAACACAAAAAGAAGCGUUUGUUUAGUGCAUAACAAAUGUAAUCAUAUUCGUAAUCUUUGUCGUAUUUACUUUGUCAACUCAUCUCUAUUUAUUACGAAAGUGAGUUAUAAAUCCGCUACUUUCUGUAAACCGAAAUUAUCACCACUUCUGUAUGUUCUAAUAGUUUGUUUAUUAGUAUAUGUCAUAAAAAAAAAGCAGGUUUUUAUUGCUAUUUUCCAGUUUUCUUUUGAUAACAUAAAUGAUAACAUAAAAAAACUGGAAAAUAGCAAUAAAAAACUGUUUUUUUUUUCUAUGACAUACUAAUAAACAAACCAUUAGAACAUAUAGAAGUGGUGAUAAUUGAAUGUUAAUUAUCAUGUUAAUGAUAAAUGAUAACAGAAAUCACCAACAGACAUUCUUGGCUCACUAUACAAUAUUGUAUAAUGUACUACCUUUGACCCAUUGUCUAUUUCUCUUAUUUCAUAUUGUUGUUUCUAUGUUGUUUCAAAUUUGCAAAAUAUAAUUACCAAAAUAAUAGUGUUGUCUUGCAGAUAACGUUUACCAUAUUAAUCUCUCUGCAAUAGUUUUUUCCAAAACUGCUGAAUUUCUAAAUGGUACAUUUCCAUGAAAAAACCUACAAAUUGUCCACAUUAGAAAAGAUGCUGUACAGUAUGACACUUUGCUUUGAAAAAGAUUGGCGAUAACGCAUAUCGCAGCAAAAUUUUAAUAAUGCUAGCGAAAUUUUGGAGACUGUAUGAGGAAAUCUAGUACAAAGAAAGUUUUUUUUCGAUCACUAGAAUGAGUUUGCAAUGUGUGACCUAUCUAUUUUAGUACAUUUUUUUGGCAUGGGAUAGUCAAAGACUGUCGGUUGCUUCUGUUGGUAUUGAGUUCAAACUCAAACAAAAAAUUUUUAUUAUUCUUUCUUGCGUUUUUUCUUGACUGGGCUAUAAGACUGUUAUUUCUAGUUCUUGUAUAUGAGUCACCAACAACCAUUUCGCUACGGUUUACUUGAAAUAUAAGUUGCUGCGUAAAUGCACCUCACUCCUGCGGAAAGUUAUAAAUAUUAGAAUACAGCAGGAAGAAGAUGUCAAAAAUUAUAAGUAUUUCGUUGUUUCAUAGACUUUCAUACACUUUUUUUCAUAGACGCUCAUACUUCAAGCAUCUAUGAAAUCAUCAAUUUCAAAAUAUUUAGAUAUUUAUUAUAUUAGAAUCAACCAAAAAGCUUUAAAAAAUUCUUGAAAAUUUUACCGCAUGCAGAUAUCAGGAUUUUCAAAUUGUUGAUUUUUCUUUAUUUGAGGUUGGCAGGAACCACACACAACUAAGAUGAACUGAGAACCAUAAAUAGUACAAUUUGUUGAACACAAUAAUUCUUCAAAAGGAGUCGAAGCUGUUUCUAAACGUAAACCUUUGGUAUAAUCAUUUAGAAAUAUUUUUGAUGCUAGAAUAUUUCAAAAUAUUAACUAAAAUUCAAAUACAUUAAUAAAUUCAUGAAACCUUUCCAUUUUAAUGUAAAAUGAUGCCAAGCAUAUUUAACAUGUUAAUCUCCACAUUGGAGAUUUAAAUUGAUUUUGGGUUAUAAAUGAUAUUUUCUAUUAAAUUUUAUAUAAUUUUUACGUUCACAUGAACUUGUUGUUUAUAUGUAAAUUUGCCCAAAUAUUUUUUUUAUUUUCAAUUUUUAUGAUUGUAAACAUCGAUAAACUUGGUAACUUUUAAAAAUUAUUUUAGUAAAAAUCUAGAGGGUGUUCUGAACGUUCUUUAUAUCAUUUACCACACAUGAAAUAGAACCGUUAGAUGAAUAUAAUUCUUGUUUAUUAAUUUUUGAAAUGAAAUCAGAUGUAGUUUUUAAUCAGGUUAGAAAGUGUUUUGUUGUUUGAUAUAAGACAAAAUGAUCGAAAUUCUUAAACAUUUUUCAAACCUACAUCAUUUCCAGCUAUAUCUUAUGUUCCCAUAUAAGGAAGAUGGUUUUAGUCUAUCUUUUUCAGCUUUAUUGUCAUUUGUGUUUUUAAUUGCACAAAUUAGUUAUUAACCCUAGAACGCAAAAAAGAAGUUAUAAAAUGAAGAACAAAAUUUUCCAAACUUUUUUAACCUUACUUUAUUGGCACAAGUUUUGGCUUAAACAUUUUAACAAAUGCAUACACUGACGACUGCUUGUUGUAAUAUUCAGAAAAAUCCAUCUUACCGAUAAUUCCUAAGAAAUAUGAUUUUUUACAAAAAGUUCAAUCAAUGGGACAAAUCUUUACCAAUAGUCAAUAGUUAUUUCUGUCAUGAAUCAUGAAUGAGGCUCAGUACUAAUACUUUUCUAAAAUAAUAUUCUGGCAUAUUAUCACGUAUCAAUAAUCCUUCCAAUAUUUAUUUUUUCUAAUAUCUUAUUGAUACUCAUGAGUCAAACAACUCCAUUCUAAUUUGUUAUCUUUCACCGUUAGUUUAAGAUCAUCCACAAUUGCGCUAUUGAAAAGAAUUGGAAUGUAAUGAAUUGCAAAUGUACGUUAAGGGUUAAAGUUGUUUUCAAGCAAAAAACUAAUUAUAGAAUAUAGACCCUCAGUGUCUGUUCUAAAAAUAAUUCGUUUCUUUGUUGGUAUAAAUCAUAUCUAGUUUACUAUUUUGCUCUAUAUUUGCCUCCUGAUCUAUCAAUCAUCAAACGUUGCGUUUAGUUGUUGAUCUACUUAAACACCAAAAUGAGCCAAAACGUAAUUAUAAAAUAGGUUACGAAAAUAUUGUUGCGCUUCUGGACGCAAAACAAACAGAACAAAUUGUAUUGGUAUAACAAAAUAAAUGGUACAUGUAGCUUAUGACCAAAAGUCCUUUCAGGGAUCAUAAAUUGGCUUGGAUUCGUAAUAUCACUAUAUUGCACCUAGUCUUUGCCUUGAUAGCACUUCAAAUUUUGUAUUUAUUAACAAAAAAUCUUGAUUAAUAAUUGUCUACACUAUAAACGACGAAUCAUCAACGGUUUCAUAUCCAGUCAGUAUAUUAGGCAUUUUUAGUAAUGAGUGAUAUGCAAGAAGUGAAAUAAUAUGUAGCUCUUCUUUUUCCUCUCUAAUAAUUACAAACUAUGUUCAAUUUACAAUCUUCUCAAUAUACUUGGUUUUUCUGUCCAAAAAUUUCUGAAUUAUAGGCAUUGAAUUUUACAUAUACAAAACACUGUGCAUCGUUUUGAAUAAAAUUCUGGGGUACGUCCUUUGUGUAAGUAAUUUCCUAUAUACGAAAGACUUUUAAAAUUUACUUUUCGUUGUCAUUAUACUUUUAAUAAUUUUUUUUCAAAGCUUUGCCAAUAAAGUCACAUAUACUAUCAGUAUCUGUUUUGCUAUAACCAAAAGAUGUUUUUAAAGAAUACUAAUAAAUCUUACAGUUAAUAAUUUUUUAAAUCUUGUAAUAUACAAAUUAUUCUUUGUGGCGUUGAUUUCUUUUCAACUGUUAUACCUCUAACCGUUUUCAUAAUCAAUACUUUCAACCAAGUUGAUUACUAUUAGAUUGAAAAUGCAUGUUAAUGUUUGCAAUAUAAUUUACUUUAUCGAUUAUUAUUAUUAUGGAUGAUAUAGGUCUUUGAAUUCAUUCGUCCGAAAGAAAUAAGGAAGUCUUGGUUGUGGUAGGAAAAGAUCACUGCGGGCGGUGUUCCAACAAUAAUAAACAACAGUAAAUGUCCCUUAUAUGCUUUCCUAGGAGCACAACACUUUUUUGCCAGUCCAACACAUCUUUUUUUUGGUCCAUUCAAACAAUUUCUUCAUACAUAUUUUUCUUUUUAUCUGGAUUUGCGAUCGCGCUCAUUAAAUUGUUUAGUAACAGUUUUAUGGAAAAUAGUGACUCCACGGCACUUCAGAAUACUGAAAUCCUUUUCUGUUUGUGAUUUUUUAAGUUGUUUGUACUAAAAAUCGGUCUUCUCUAACAGAUGUCUAGAUAAUCUUUUCCUAUUUUAGGUUUUGAUUAGACUCGCUUGGUUUCGCCAUAUUUCCUAUACGUUGUUUGAACUGCGAGAUAUGAGUAGGUACUUGCCAUUUGUACUUGAGUCAAUCCUCAGUUCUUGAUUUUUAAGUUUUAUUUUAGAUCAGAGAAACUUCUACUCGGGCGGCGAAGAAAACUAUUAAAUGGUACACAAACAUGUAUUAAACACGUCCAUAUUCAUCGAAAUCAACUAAUCAUCUAAACAUUUUUAUGAGUCAUACUUUUGUUUCAAGGUUUUAAAGCUUCUACAAUGUUCUUUCGCUAUAUCAUUUUAAAAAAAUUUUACAAUAAACAGGUUUCCUAAUACUUUUGUCAUCAUUUAUGAGGAUAUUACCAUGUUAUAUACAGGCUGUUUCUAAAUUGAUGCGAAAGAUUUCAAGGUGUAAUUUUUCAGCAGAAUUAAGGGGUGCCUUUCAUAUAACUUUUUGUUCAAAACCCCUUCUCUUCCAAGUUAUAGCCCUCUAAAGUUAAGGGA
Messenger RNA from Onthophagus taurus, 9340 nucleotides. The record is from RefSeq and is a predicted model, not a curated record. NCBI's taxonomy places the organism in Eukaryota, Metazoa, Arthropoda, Insecta, Coleoptera, Scarabaeidae.